Mangifera indica (mango) is the source of this 985-nucleotide messenger RNA. Its product is annotated as oxygen-evolving enhancer protein 2, chloroplastic-like. Gene Ontology annotation, cellular component: extrinsic component of membrane; photosystem II; photosystem II oxygen evolving complex. Gene Ontology annotation, molecular function: calcium ion binding. Lineage: Eukaryota; Viridiplantae; Streptophyta; Magnoliopsida; Sapindales; Anacardiaceae. Gene Ontology annotation, biological process: photosynthesis. The record is from RefSeq and is a predicted model, not a curated record.
CAUUCACAUAUCACAUUUUUCUUUUUACAUUAAUUCACAAACUAGGCUUGUUUGAGAGAAGAAAAAAUGGUCUCCACUGCAUCCUUCUCGCACCACCAUGCAGCACACUCUGCACCCUCUAGAUCAUCAUCAUCAUCUCAAUGCCACGUGUCAAACAUCAAGCCAACCCAGCUGGUUUGCCGUGCACUGAAGCAAGGUGCUCAAGAAGAUGAUAGCAUUGUUGCGUCUCGGCGGUUGGUUCUCAGUCUGCUCAUCGGUGCUGCAGCUGUUGGCUCCAAGGUUUCACCUGCCGAUGCUGCUUAUGGCGAAGCUGCCAAUGUGUUUGGUAAGCCAAAGAGCAACACAGACUUCUUGCCGUACAAUGGAGAUGGAUUCAAGCUGUCAAUCCCCUCAAAAUGGAACCCAAGCAAAGAAGUAGAAUACCCUGGACAAGUUCUAAGAUAUGAAGACAACUUUGAUUCUACCAGUAAUGUUUCUGUCAUGGUCACCCCAACUGAUAAGAAAUCCAUCACUGAUUACGGUUCCCCUGAGAAAUUUCUCGCGAAGGUGGACUAUUUGCUGGGAAAACAAGCCUUCUUUGGCAAAACUUCUUCUGAGGGUGGUUUUGAAUACGACGCCGUAGCUACUGCAAACAUAUUGGAGAGCGCAACCCUAGUGAUUGGUGGGAAACAGUAUUACACACUGUCAGUAUUGACAAGAACUGCUGAUGGAGAUGAAGGGGGGAAACAUCAGUUAAUUACAGCCACUGUUAAAGAUGGUAAGCUUUACAUUUGCAAGGCACAAGCUAGAGACAAGAGUUGGUUUAAGGGUGCAAGAAGAUUCGUGGAGAGCACUGCAAGUUCUUUAAGUGUUGCUUAAGAAUUUAUGGGAAACUUCUAUUUUUGUGUAACUCAAGUUUUUGAGUUGUCUAGUUCAAUCUUCUUCCAAGGGUUUUGAGGUCUUAAUUGAGGGAUGUGGUUGCAAAAAUCUCGUGGAUAUUUGAGUA